This is a messenger RNA of Callorhinchus milii (elephant shark), 1741 nucleotides long. Its product is annotated as STKc_SGK domain-containing protein. The coding region runs from base 265 to 1467 and encodes 400 amino acids. The record is from RefSeq and is a predicted model, not a curated record. The transcript has 13 exons. Gene Ontology annotation, molecular function: phosphatidylinositol binding; protein serine/threonine kinase activity; ATP binding. Gene Ontology annotation, biological process: protein phosphorylation. NCBI's taxonomy places the organism in Eukaryota, Metazoa, Chordata, Chondrichthyes, Chimaeriformes, Callorhinchidae.
UGUGUGAAAUUUUCAAUAUCAGAGAGACCUGGCUCCAGUGUGCCUUGCAACGUGAAUGGCUGUUGAGUGUAUGAAGGGAAAUAAUGGGGGAUUUUAUUUGGGACUUUUCCUGAAUUGACAGGAAAGUGAACCCACACCAACAGCAACCAUUUGCAUCUAUAUGGCGCCCUUCGUGAGGCGUACUGCCUCGGAGCUCUGAAUGUUGGCAGAGCCCGACGCUGAGCCAGGGAAGGAGGAGGAGAUGCUUUUAUAAAACAGAGAAAAAUGGGGUUGAAUGAUUUCAUCCAGAAGCUGGUUUCUAACCCGCAGAUCUGUCAGAACCACGACGUCCACGUCUUUCUGCAAAUCGAUCAAAAUGAACCUGAGGAGGAGGAAGAGACGUACAGUAAUUCUAAUCGGUCCAGCCUUGCUUCAGAUGAAUUUGAUCUUCCCACGUCGUGCAGUGUGAAGCCAUCAGACUUUCAUUAUCUUAAGAUCAUCGGAAAAGGCAGCUUUGGGAAGGUGCUCCUCGCCAAACACAAAGACAACCAGAAGUUCUUUGCCAUCAAAGUCUUGCAGAAGAAGAUGAUCCUGAAGAAGAAAGAGCAAAAGCACAUCAUGGCUGAACGUAGUGUUCUCCUCAAGAAUGUGGAGCACCCCUUCCUGGUUGGCCUCCAUUAUUCCUUCCAAACCACAGACAAGCUCUUCUUCGUCCUGGACUACGUCAACGGUGGAGAACUGUUUUAUCACCUUCAGCGCGAGCGUGUGUUUCUGGAGCCGCGAGCCAGGUUUUACGCGGCAGAGAUCGCAAGUGCCCUGGGAUACCUCCACUCCCUCCACAUCGUUUACAGAGACUUGAAACCGGAAAACAUCCUCCUGGACUCCGAGGGCCACAUCGUGCUGACGGACUUUGGCCUCUGCAAGGAAGGCAUUGAACCUAAUUGCACAACCUCCACGUUCUGUGGUACCCCUGAGUAUUUGGCCCCUGAAGUAUUACAGAAGGAAGCUUAUGAUCGCACAGUAGACUGGUGGUGCCUCGGAUCCGUGCUGUAUGAAAUGCUGUACGGAUUGCCCCCGUUUUACAGCCGGAACACAGCUGAAAUGUACAACAACAUCCUUCACAAACCUCUGCAGCUCAAAGCCAACAUUUCAAACUCUGCUCAGGAGCUGCUGGAGGGGCUUCUGCAGAAGGACAGAACCCAGCGACUGGGAGCCAGGGAUGACUUUCUGGAGUUGAAAUUCCACGAUUUCUUUUUCCCGAUCAACUGGGACGAUCUCAUGGCUAAGAAGAUAACGGCUCCGUUCAUCCCUACCGUGACAGGACCCACUGACCUGCGGCACUUUGACCCGGAGUUCACUCAGCAACCGGUCCCCAACUCUGUUGGAAGUUCCUCCGAGGACAUUCUCAUCACCGCCAGCGUCCAAGAAGCAGCAGAGGCAUUCCUCGGAUUCUCCUACGUGCCCCCUGUGAACGACACCUACCUAUAGUCACCCAACCAGGCCAUCUUGGCAUCUUAACAGUUGACGCUGAGCUGGAUGACUACUUUCUAGAAUUCAGCACCUUAUUCGUGAAUCGCCAACUCGCUGAAGAAACCUCUUUGGCAUUUUUUUUUCCUAUCGUCCGCAGUGGAUCAUUUGGAAUUUGUUGCUUCAUCAUCAGGGUGAUGGCAACAACACCACCCACUUCCCCUCUCCAUCGUUGUCCUUGUUCAGAAGCCACCUUUCUCAGGCAGGUUGUUAAGGAGAGGAUUGUCGGUGGGUG